AUGCCGCUGCUUUUCUGCCCCAACUGCAGCAAUGUGCUGACCAUCUCCCGCACCGAGACGAGCUCACACCCGCUGGGGGUCAACCGCUUCGAAUGCCGCGCCUGCCCCUAUGAGGAGAUCCUGGAGAAGAAAUGGUUCGAGGAGACCAAGAUGAAGCAGAAGGAGGUGGAGGCGGUGUUUGGCGGCGCGGAGGAGUUUGCCAACGCGGAUAGCACGCCCAGUGAGUAA
Molecule: messenger RNA, 228 nt
Organism: Penicillium riverlandense
Lineage: Eukaryota; Fungi; Ascomycota; Eurotiomycetes; Eurotiales; Aspergillaceae
Product: DNA-directed RNA polymerase III core subunit RPC11
Exons: 2
Coding region: 1-228 (75 amino acids)
Biological process (GO): DNA-templated transcription
Source: RefSeq, a predicted model, not a curated record